CUUGCACAAGGAGAGCGCAGGGCCGCCCCCUUGCAGCCCCGGGCGGGAACGCCGCGACGGGGAGGAGGGAGGCCGAGGUUCCCGCCCUUUCCCCGCCCGCCCGAAUCCAAGGAAGGCCCUUCCGGGCGCGGGAAAGGCGGGCGGGAAGGCAAAGGCCGGAGCGGGCACGCAUGGAGGCACAGAGGGGGAUGGCUGAGGCAGCGGAGGAGGAGAAGGAAGCGGCGGCGCUGAGCCUCCAGCGGCAACAGGAGAGAACACCCAAUGAAAAUCCAAGCAUGUGCAUUCCAAAAAAACCUAUGAGGAGUAGGACUUUGGCUCAGCAAAUUAGAAUUAUUCUUACACCUGUGGCAGCCACCAAAGGAGAGCACAACAGGCAUUUGCCUCAGAAACGUUUGUUGGAGCAAUUUUCCAGCUGUGAAGAGUCUUUAGGUAAAGAACCCAAAGCUAAGAAGGCCUGUAACCAUCCUUCAAGUCCACAAACCAGGGCGGUAAUGUCUGAGGCUUCUCCCAGACCAGCUGAGGAAGUUUUCAACACAGAAUCUCAAAUAUGUGGUUCAGUUGUAGCAGCUGUCAGCAGUAAUUUGGAGGAGGAUGGAGAUCCCAAGAGUGACAGAAAAAAUGACAAUGCAUCAACACGGCUAUCAGCUUAUGAAAGAAAGAGACUGAAGAACAUAACAGAAAAUGCAAAAUUUUUUGCUUCUCUAAAGCUGUUUGAGUCAGCAGCAAGACUUCGUGAAAUGACAGUCAGAGGGCAGUCUCAGAGAAUACAAAGGAACUCAAGGUGGCAUACAUGGUUCUUCACCACCUCAUUUAAUCAAGUCAAGUUUAUUGUUACGAUCAUAGACCCAUACAGCAAAUUGCACUGGAUACUACAAUACAUUAUACAUAGAAUUAAACCUUCAAAGGCAAAAGUUGAGACAGCUUGCCGAAGAUCCAUGCGCUUGCAGAAAAUAGAUCCCCUGGGUGCUCCCCUGCCAGAAACACAAUCGCAGCCGGAGCCUGCAGUGGAAGAACAUCCUCGUUUGCCACCUGGACCUCUUCAGAUGAUACCCACAGAUCAAGAUAAGGAAAAUGAAGUAACUGAAGGAUUUCUGAAUGUGUGGGCUAAAAUAAGUCAGGUAAAGCCUAACACGAUUGAGAAGCCUACGUGUGACUUGGAAAGUUACAAAGCUAGUCUGCAUAAAAUGGUCCUCCAAGAAGAUUCUGUAGCAAAAGUGGUCCAAAACCGAAUUCACUCUGUGGCUAUCCAUCCAUCUGAAAGCAGAAGUUUGGUGGCAGCUGGAGACAAGUGGGGACAGAUUGGUCUCUGGGAUUUGGACUGCAGACAGGAAGAUGGAGUGCACGUCUUUUCCCCCCACAGCCGGCCAGUGAGCUGUAUGUAUUUUUCUCCAUCUGAUCCUGCUCAUCUUCUGUCCCUGAGCCACGAUGGCACGUUGCGAUGUGGGGAUUUAACCAGAGCAGUCUUUGAUGAGGUAUACAGAAAUGAGGAAUACCACCUCUCUGCAUUUGACUUCUCCACAGUUGAUGCUUCCACUUUGAUUGUCGCAAUGUGGGAUGGAGAGGUAGCAGUAGUAGAUCGAAGGACACCAGGAACGUCUUCUGAACUUUCUGCAAAACUUAAUUCAAAGACGACGAGGACUGUCCAUGUCCAUCCAGUCAACAGGCAUUAUUUCAUUGCUGCCGGAGCAGAGAAUGUUGCUAUUUAUGAUGCUAGGCACCUGGAGAAGAGUGGAGGCAAGCCUGUGGUCUCUCUCACAGGGCACACGAAGAGUGUGGCUUCAGCUUAUUUCUCACCUGUGACUGGCAACAGGGUGCUGACAACUUGCGCUGAUGAUACAUUGAGGAUCUUUGGGACUAAAUGUAUAUCAUCUUUAGCCCCUGUUCUCACAACUAUCAGGCAUAACAACUACACAGGGCGAUGGCUAACAAAAUUCAGAGCGGUAUGGGACCCAAAGAGGGAUGACUGCUUUGUGGUGGGGAGCAUGUCUCGGCCAAGACAAAUCGAGGCCUUUCAUGCUACAGGACAGCUGUUGCAUUCCUUCAUCAACGAAGACUGUCUUGGCUCAGUUUGUUCCAUCAAUGCCUGGCACCCUACCAGGUACAUAAUAGCGGGCGGUAACUCCAGUGGCCGCCUCCAUGUUUUCAAAGAAUGAAAAAAAUAGAGACAGUUGAAUCUUUAGCUAAGAACAAAGAGUAUUAUUUGCAUUUUAGCUUUGUUAGGGUGUAUAGUUUGUCUUGGUACAAAGGCAUUUAUUCACAAUAAGUGUAUUCAGUUACAAAUUUUAAAGCAAUAUAGAUUGCCAGUAAUGGAAAUACAUAAGGCUAGCCUUGGAAUUCCAAUGCAGUGACGACUUCUGGGUUUUUGCAAAGUUGCUAAGUGAUACUGUUAAAUGGUUUCAACUUACUGAGUUCAUUCAUUGUGGCUUAGAAAUCUAUACAAGAGACUGUGCACUAGACCAUGUUUAAUUCAGAAGUUAAUUGUGGAUAGCAUUAUUUUGAGAUGGGAAAGUGUUUUUGUGUGUUUCAAGAGUGGAUUGAAGCCAUAGUCUUUUUUUUUAACAUCCACUAAUUUGAACAUAAGCAGAAUGUUAAUAAAGUUUAUGCAUAGCAAGAUGGAAAAUGCAAUUAUGUCUGUUGCAUAGUAACACCAGAUGGCCCCUUCGGUUAGGAAACGGGUAUUGUAAAUAAGCCAGUGUUAGACCUGCUGACUGUAUUCGGCUUCUUUAAAGUAAGCACAAUAAAUGCUUUGAAAAUUA
This is a messenger RNA of Rhineura floridana, 2756 nucleotides long. It is a transcript of the gene WDR76, whose product is annotated as WD repeat domain 76. The record is from RefSeq and is a predicted model, not a curated record. Gene Ontology annotation, biological process: regulation of DNA damage checkpoint. Gene Ontology annotation, molecular function: DNA binding; protein binding. The coding region runs from base 171 to 2153 and encodes 660 amino acids. The transcript has 14 exons. Gene Ontology annotation, cellular component: nucleus. Lineage: Eukaryota; Metazoa; Chordata; Lepidosauria; Squamata; Rhineuridae.